UAUUCACUUUUACAAUCUACAAUAGUUAAUAGUUUUAUCUUGAAAGUAUAAAUGUAAUAAAUACAUAUAAUGUAUUUUUGAAAAUAAAAAUCAAAUAUAUUUGGGAUUAACGGUUACCUCUUUUAAUGUAUAUUCUAUCUCAUUUUUGUGUAGUAAAGUGUUAACAUCACAAUUCUAAUAAAGUUAAAAUAGAAAUCCUAAAGUACGUACAGAAGUGUUUAUUUUAUUUAAGUGCAAAGGGGAGCAAUAAGUUUAAGUUAUUCAGUGCCUUAUCAAUAAAAUGUUUCUUCAGUGUGAGUUUUUGCAGUUAGUUAACGUUCGUUAAUACUUAUUUAACGUUUUUGUGCGAUUGGAAUACAAUAUCAUAAUACAGUUGCAACAGAAUGGAAGAUGUGAAGACAGGGAACCUCCUCGACGACAUGCCACCCAUAAGCUGUGAUGUGAUGCUGGACAGCGUCUACGGCAGUAGCAAAGACAUCGGCGACACCACAUUUUGCCUCGGGAGCUAUAUACCAGACUUCAUGAGGAUGUUAUUCACAAUGCGGUCCCACCACAUGCUCACCGACGUUGUACUGGAAGUGGGCAACGAGCUGUUUUACGUUCACAAAGUCGUCUUAGCCGCGGGGAGCCCCUACUUCAAGGCCAUGUUUACGACUGGCUUGAAGGAGUGCGAGAUGUCCCGAGUGAAACUGCAGGGUGUGUGCCCUUCAGCAAUGGCGUGGCUGGUCUACUUCUUGUACACGGGGAAGGUGCGCAUCACCGAAGUCACCGUGUGCCAGUUGCUACCAGCUGCCACCAUGUUCCAGAUUUCGAAUGUGAUAGACGCUUGCUGUGCGUUCCUGGAGCGGCAGCUGGAUCCCUCCAACGCAAUCGGCAUCGCUAACUUUGCAGAGCAGCACGGCUGUGUGGACCUGAAGCAUAAAGCCAACCAAUUCAUUGAGAGGAACUUCACUCAGGUUUGCAAAGAGGAGGAGUUCCUGCAACUCACUGCGCCGGAACUAAUAUGUCUCAUUCGGAAGGACGAACUGAAUGUACGAGAGGAGAGAGAGGUCUACAAUGCUGUGUUAAGUUGGGUGAAUACAAUUCAUAAGUUUACAUUUUAG
Molecule: messenger RNA, 1103 nt
Organism: Leptidea sinapis
Lineage: Eukaryota; Metazoa; Arthropoda; Insecta; Lepidoptera; Pieridae
Product: kelch-like ECH-associated protein 1B
Exons: 7
Coding region: 384-1103 (239 amino acids)
Molecular function (GO): protein binding
Source: RefSeq, a predicted model, not a curated record